AUGGCGGAACUCACUCGCGACGAGGUCAUACGUCGCUGUCAGGACCUGCUGCACAAGGUCGCGUAUAGCUUCUACGACGGCGCGUAUCGUAUCCUCCUCCAAUUUCUCGUGGAGGAGAAUGUGAUCACAGAGAAGAGAUUGAGCGACGUCCUUAAUGUUGGUGUGAAUGAUGUGCGCAAGUACAUUGGUAUGCUGCAUACGCAUCGACUUGUCAAGCGAUACGUCAACAAAGAAAAAGCCCCCCUCAACUCAUUCCAACAACGCGCAAUCGCCAACGGCGGCUCGAUCGCCGGCGUGCCCCCCGGCGCCAUGGCUCGCACCCGCGACGUAAUCUACUGGUACCUCGACUAUCGCGAAUUCGCCGACGUCGUCAAGUACCGUAUUGCAAUGAUGCGCAAAUCCAUCGACGAGAAGAUGAAGAGCGAAGUCGGAAAGAGGGGCUACAUCUGUCCCCUUUGCCAUAAAGUUUACGACCCGUUGGACCUCGCGCACUUGUUUGACCGGUCUGCCGGCGCGUUCUUAUGUGAGGUGGACAGCACGGAAUUAAUCGAGGACGAUCCGGCAAUGCACGGCGACGACAGCAAGCAAGAUCGAAUGCAGCGGUUCAACGUUGCGACAGGGCCUAUUCGUGACGCCUUGAAAAGUAUCGAGGGGGCCCGACUGCCGACUGUUAAUAUCAUUGCUUGGAUUGCUCAAAAUGUUGCGACCGAGACUGCGCCAGCGGAAUCUGAAGGGGCGGCAGUACGGCGCCUCGAUGUGGUCUUUGGCGAAAAUGCGCCAAAGGAAGAGGAGGGGAAAAAACACGAGGCACUGCCGGUUUGGUAUACCCAGUCUACCAUUACUGGCGAGAUGACAGCCGAGGGGAACAAACAGGCCGCGGCGCACGCAAAGGCUUCGGCGGCUGCCAAGGCUGCUGCUGGACCGAGCGACGACGGGCCAAAGGCCGACGACCUCAGCGCGUACUAUGACCAAAUGGAGGAGGAGGAGGCGGCCCUCGAUGACACGAUCGACACAACCGAGAGCACGCCUGCGCCCGAUACGAGCGCCGUUGCCACGCCUGCUGGGGCUGACGUGGUUGUCAUGGUCGCCGGGAAGGCGAUGCGGAUUGUCGACGUCACCGAGGCCGACGAGGAGCUCAUGACUCCCGACGAGUACGAGGCGUACUUUGAGGCAACGUCGACGCAGGUGUGA
Molecule: messenger RNA, 1191 nt
Organism: Cutaneotrichosporon cavernicola
Lineage: Eukaryota; Fungi; Basidiomycota; Tremellomycetes; Trichosporonales; Trichosporonaceae
Exons: 3
Coding region: 1-1191 (396 amino acids)
Biological process (GO): transcription open complex formation at RNA polymerase II promoter; transcription initiation at RNA polymerase II promoter
Cellular component (GO): transcription factor TFIIE complex
Source: RefSeq, a predicted model, not a curated record